Medioppia subpectinata is the source of this 1358-nucleotide messenger RNA. The record is from the annotation of a GenBank genome assembly. NCBI's taxonomy places the organism in Eukaryota, Metazoa, Arthropoda, Arachnida, Sarcoptiformes, Oppiidae.
UCGACAAAUCAGUGGUCACUGAAUCCCAGUUGAGACAAUUGAAGGCCUAUGAGGCGAGAGUUUCCAUUCCCAUCAUGUGUUCGCACGUUCCGAACCGACCACUACUUCGGGCGCCGAUCGGCUCACAGACAGCCAUCAAUGGUUACGGAAGCAAAACCUAUGGAUCCGAAGACCAAUCAAUGGGUUUUAAUCACACGAACGCUAAUGUACUGAAUCUGGUUAACGGAACCGUUGAUACCAAUGAUGCCAUCGAUGGCAACGGUAUUACCACUGAGACAGUGAAUGGCCUGAAGCCUAUGAGGCGCGGCAGAAGAAGCAGUGGUCGCAAAAAACUAAAGACGGAUUCGAGUAGUAGUCGUAGUAGUAAUACCAGUUGUAGUGAUGGCACGAAGAAUAAGGAGAACAAAUUGGGUGACAAUUCAGAGCUCUCGCGAGUAAUUGGUUUACCGAAUAUCGAUAACACGUGUUAUAUAAACGCUCUCAUUCAGGAUUUACUCGAAGAAGAAGAGAAACAAUUGGUUUCGUGUCUACACGACAUUUACUAUAAAUUCAGCGAAAAUGAGUUGAAAUGUAAAGACGCGAAGAGUAGUGGCGCGACAAACGAGUCCACAAUUACUGCAUUUAUUGAUUGUCAACUAUUGAAAAAUCGAUUCCCAUUCGGUCAACAGCAGGAUUGUCACGAGUUACUCGAUUGGCUGAUCAAUGAACUCAACAGUUAUACGCAAACACUGUUCGGGAACAGGCAGUCCAACACUCAGGCCAACACUCGUUUCAUCUCGAACUCAAAGAGUCCAUACAAUACCCGACGAUAUUCAAGCGAUUUAAAUGCCGACACAUUUCAGAGAUUCAAUGGAGUGAUGCUGAGGAGCAUUGAGUGCAGUGAAUGCCACACUUGUAGCCGCACUGACGACUCUUUCGCCGACAUUCAUAUACCUCUCUGUCUUAGUGACGACAAAUCGGUGACAGACGUGGAAAUGCAGUCAUUCGCUGAUAUAAUCCAUAGACCGGAUUAUUUAAAAGAUGACAAUAUGUAUAACUGUCACAACUGUCGCAAGAAAACAAACGCUUCGGUUGUAAAUACCAUUAAAGUUGCGCCACAAGUGAUGAUCUUAUUCAUGAAGAGACCCUUUGGAUUCACUUUAAAGGUGACCAGAAAUAGCGCAAAACCUCCGCCGAAGAAGGUGUUCAAAGUGCCGCUUAAUAUCGAUUACACUCUUAACGAUAGUGUCAUUAAGUACUCAUUGUAUGGGUUUGUUGUGCACACAAUGGGAUCUAAUAUAAACAACGGCCACUACUAUGCGGUCAUCAACUCAUCGCACGAAGAGACCAGUGUUCACACCAGACGUCUCAACGACUGC